CUGAAAAGGCUUUGAACUGAUUGUGAUGCCUGAUUUCUGAUUUCUGAUUUCCAUGGCACCGACUCCGGCCACCAUCGGCGCGAAUAACGACGCGAUCGAUGACGACCCUGCGGUGCCAGAUGAGCCGAUCAAGUCGACUGCCUGGUGCUUUUGGGCGCCUUUCGCGAGAGAGGUCGGGCACAUCCCAUGGAAGGCCCUGCACAGACAGACCUGCGAGGCGGAGAGCGAGCUCGAGCAGCUGAAGCCUCGAAAAGCCAUGGCGAACCUGAACUGGAUCAGCCUGCUGGCGGACAUGUUGGCUGGCACGCGGGUCUUUUGGCUGGCCCCGGGGCUUUUUGUCGCAGCCCAGCUGGCAGCCUUCGCGUGGACCGGAGGUGAGGAGAGCUUCUUCGGAAUGGUGACUGGCGGCGUGGUGGAAAGCUUGAGCCUAGACACAGGCGCGAUCAUGCGCUGGCACAUGUUCAGCGCCUCGGCGAUGUGGGCGCUGGGGGCGGUGCAGUUCCUGGCGCGCCGCUGGCGCCAGGGCGCCUGGGCUCCGCUGCACCGCGGCUUGGGCCGGCUCUUCCUGGGGCUGUGGUUCGCGGUCGCCGGGCCUUCCGCCUUCUACCUGAGCCUCUACAGCGGCACCGGGCCAUCCAAUGCGCAGGUGGCCAUGACUGCCUUCUCCGUGGUCUCCAUGGAGACCACGGUGCUGGCCUUCUACUACUUCUGGAAGGGCUGGCGCGUGGCGGUUCGAAGGCGGCUGGGAGCGGAGACCUGGCGCCUGCACAAGAAGGCCAUGGGGGCGGGCUUGGUGUUCACCAUGACCAUCCUCUUCCAGCGCUUCUGCCAGCUGAUUCUCAUCGCCUGCCGGAAGGCUGUGGUGGUUUUGGCGGAGGCUGGCCCAGGCUCCUGGACCCGAGUGCGGUGGGUGGCGGAAGCGCUGGCGAGUGGGCCGCUGGACCACAAUGUGAACCUGGCCUUGUCCACCUGCUGGUUCGGCGCGGCUCUGCUGCUGUUGCUGGACGGCCCCCGCUCGCGGUUCUUCGUUCUGGCGCUGGAGUUGGACCCAAAGACCGCCGAGGAGCUCUUCGGCGAUGAGGGGCCGGGCGCUUGGGAGCUCGGUCUGUGGCGGGGAAGGCUUCUGCUGUACCUGGCCAUGCGGGGCUACGUGACCAAAUGCUGGACCAUUGACCCGAAUCCAAAGCAGAUGGGUCUCUUUUAAGCCGGGCUUGCUAAAGUGAGCAUGAACUCAGGCUUUUCACAACUCCUGCAACCGAACUAGCCUGACGCGGGCA
This is a messenger RNA of Effrenium voratum, 1277 nucleotides long. NCBI's taxonomy places the organism in Eukaryota, Dinophyceae, Suessiales, Symbiodiniaceae. The record is from the annotation of a GenBank genome assembly.